This is a messenger RNA of Camellia sinensis, 1824 nucleotides long. NCBI's taxonomy places the organism in Eukaryota, Viridiplantae, Streptophyta, Magnoliopsida, Ericales, Theaceae. The record is from RefSeq and is a predicted model, not a curated record.
AGGUAAAAUAUUAAUUAAAAAAUGAUAUAAUAUAUUAUAUAGUAAAGAAAAGAAGAAACCUGUGGAGGGUCCAGACUAAUGCCUUCGUGGACAGUGAAUACUCUAAAUUCGCAUCUGGGAUUUUCGAAUCGAAGCGUGGUGUUGUUUCAGAAACAAUUACAAAUACUUUUCUCUGUAAUUGAGUAAACUAGAAGAAAGGCCCAAGUAUGGCUUUUAAUCGUUGGUCCAUUGUGCUCCGCAAUGCUAUCAGCAGCAGCAGUAGAACAAACUGGUUAUCAGGGGCUGCUGCUUCCUCCUCUGCUCCUUCCAAUUGGAGGAGAUCAUUAUGCCAAAAUAGUGUCUCCUCGUCCUCCUCAUCACCAUCUUCACCGUCUGCCUCAUCGUAUCACUUGAAUGGCGGGCCUUCCUACAUGCGUGGCGUUAUGUUUACCGAACCUAAUAAACCUCUCUCUAUUGAAGAGUUCCACAUGCCUCGCCCCAAGGCUGGUGAAGUUCUCAUCAAAACCAAGGCCUGCGGGGUUUGCCACUCUGAUCUUCACGUAAUCAAAGGUGAACUUCCAUUUGCUAGCCCUUGUGUUGUGGGUCAUGAGAUCACAGGUGAGGUGGUUGAGCAUGGGCCCCUCACGGACACCAAAAUCAUUGAAAGAUUUCCAGUCGGAGCUCAUGUGAUUGGAGCUUUCAUAAUGCCUUGCGGUAGCUGUUUCUUCUGUAAUAAGGGUCAAGAUGACUUGUGUGAGGAUUUCUUCGCUUAUAACCGCGCAAAAGGAACCCUUUAUGACGGAGAAACCCGCUUGUUCCUCCGCAACAGUGGCAAACCUGUAUAUAUGUAUAGCAUGGGUGGCCUUGCUGAUUUUUGUGUCGUGCCAGCACAUGGUUUGUGCAUUCUACCCGACACAUUGCCGUAUACAGAAUCUGCUAUUUUGGGAUGUGCAGUUUUUACCGCAUAUGGUGCUAUGGCUCAUGCAGCUGAGGUUCAUCCUGGGGAUACCAUUGCUGUGAUUGGCAUUGGGGGUGUUGGUUCUAGUUGUUUGCAGAUAGCACGGGCAUUUGGCGCCUCUGAGAUCAUAGCUGUUGAUGUACAAGACGAUAAACUGCAGAAAGCAAAAAUGCUUGGAGCUACACACACUGUAAAUGCACAAAAUGAGGAUGCUGUUGAAAAGAUUAGAGAAAUAACUGGAGGAAUGGGGGUAGACAUUGCUGUGGAAGCCCUUGGAAAACCGCAGACAUUUUUGCAGUGCACACAAAGUGUACGAGAUGGAGGAAAAGCUGUAAUGAUUGGGCUUACGCACUCUGCUGCCAGAGGGGAGAUAGAUAUAAACCGUCUGGUUCGUAGGCAGAUUAAAAUAAUUGGCUCAUACGGAGGCAGAGCAAGGCAGGAUCUUCCAAAGUUGGUUAAGCUUUCCGAAAGCGGUAUCUUCAAUCUCAGUGCUGCUGUUUCAAGAAAAUGCAAAAUCGAGGAUGCAAAUGAAGUGUACCAAGAUCUCAACCGGGGCAGUAUUGUUGGGCGUGCUGUUGUUGAGAUAAUGUAGUUGUGUUUCAUCAAAUUGUAAGGCUUCUUUGGCUCCUUAUCUCCAGUACAAGGUUGUCCGUUUGUUAGAAUAAAUAACAUGUUCAAAUGUCUGUUUGUGGGGAUAGAACUGAUGAUUGUGCACAACUACGUCCCUUGUGGAAGGGGUUGUUGCUGCAGAUGGCAGGAAGUUACUAUCAUGUCAUUUUUCAUGUCUUUUGUUUCGACAUUCAAUGGCAAUGAUGCCUUGAAAUUGUUUUGUAAGACUUGCCAUUUCACUUAUUUUCUAAUGCAUAAUGGCGCUGUUUGGGAAUUCA